AUGGAAGAGGAAUUACAGCGUCCAGUAAGGUUGAUGAAUUUCGUAUCCGAGGAACAGUUGGAUCAAACAAAGAAAGCAAGGGGUGAGCGAGUUGAAGAUGGUACUGCCCAGAGAGACAGGCCCCUCUUCGAGAUUUUAAGGGAGAAUAAGGACAAGAAGGAUGCAGAAUUUAAUGAACGAUUGAAGCAUAGACCACCGAAAGCGUUGGAUGAAGAUGAGACUGAGUUUCUUGAUAAUUUAGAAACGGACUCUGAGAAAGUGUCUGUUACAGUUUUUGUUAAUGCCUUUUCUUUUCUUUUUCUCUUUUUAAUAUGCUUAUUGUGCAAGCAGUCAAAGAAGGAACACGAGCGGCAGAUGGCAGAUGAGGAAGCCCAACAGCUUCGGACUUUCCAAGCAGCAGUUGCAGCUCGGUCCUUCAGUGUAAAUGAAUUGAAGGAAAUACCACCUGUUCCUCCAGUCCCGGAACAAAAAUCAGUCGGGAGGAAGAAUCCACCUGCCCGGCCAUUAAGUAUGAUUAUCAAAGUCAAACCACAGGCGAAGAAAGCAAAGAUGGACCAGGGAAAUGUCGAAGAACAUUUAGAGAUAGGGAAAACACCUGAUGUUUACAUAGAAAAAUCUUCAGACACAGUGAAAGUACCUAGCAACGAUGUUGCUAAAACUGGCCUUGUUUCAUACAGUGAUGAAAGUGAAGAUGAUGAUUAG
Molecule: messenger RNA, 702 nt
Organism: Dovyalis caffra
Lineage: Eukaryota; Viridiplantae; Streptophyta; Magnoliopsida; Malpighiales; Salicaceae
Source: the annotation of a GenBank genome assembly